Nezara viridula (southern green stink bug) is the source of this 1327-nucleotide messenger RNA. The record is from the annotation of a GenBank genome assembly. Lineage: Eukaryota; Metazoa; Arthropoda; Insecta; Hemiptera; Pentatomidae.
CGUGAUUAUCCAUUACUAAGAAUAAGCCAAAGAUCAGGUAUAUAAGAGGGGCAAAGGUUAAAGUUGACAGUUCAUCAAGAUGAAGUGUCUUGUAAUCUUUGCAGUAGCAGCUCUCCUCCUAGCGUCGCUAGUCCCACAUAUUGAAUCCUUCGUCGUUGGGCGGAGUAAUGCAGAAGCAAAUGCUGAGGCCAAUGUUAAUACCGGCACAGGAAUAACUGGCAAGCAAUCAGGCCAAGCUCAUGCGGGAGCUAAGUCACAAGCUGGUGCCCAGUCUAAAGGAGGUGCUCAAGUUGGAGGACAAGCCCAAGCAGGAUCUAAAGGCUCAGCUGGAGGAAAUGGUCUGGCACAAGAUGGAGUGAAGUUCGGAGCUGGUGGAGCAGCCGGAGCACAGUCACAAUCAGGUGCUCAAGCUGGAGGUCAAGCCCACGCAGGAUCUAAAAGCUCAGCUGGAGGUCAAGCCCAAGCAGGAUCUAAAGGCUCAGCUGGAGGAAAUGGUCAGGCACAAAGUGGAGUAAAGAUCGGAGCUGGUGGAGCAGCAGGAGCACAUUCACAAUCAGGUGCUCAGGGUAAAGGAGGUGCUCAAGCUGGAGGUCAAGCCCAAGCAGGAUCUAAAGGCUCAGCUGGAGGUCAAGCACAAGCAGGAUCUAAAGGCUCAGCUGGAGGUCAAGCACAAGCUGGAUCUAAAGGCUCAGCUGGAGGAAAUGGUCAGGCACAAGGUGGAAUAAAGAUUGGAGCUGGUGGAGCAGCAGGAGCACAUUCUCAAUCAGGUGCCCAGUCUAAAGGAAGUGCUCAAGCUGGAGGUCAAGCACACGCAGGAUCCAAAGGUUCAACUGGAGGAAAUGGUCAAGCACAAGGAGGAGUUAAGAUCGGAGCCGGUGCAGCUGCAGGAGCGCAGUCCCAAGCAGGUGCUCAUGGCAAAGGAGGAGCUCAAGGCGGAGGACAAGGCCAAGCAGGAUCCAAAGGUUCUGCUGGAGGAAACGGUCAGGCACAAGGAGGAAUGAAGUUAGGAGCCGGUGGAGCAGCCGGAGCACAGUCACAAGCAGGUGCUCAGUCUAAAGGAGGUGCCCAAGCAGGAUCCAAAGGUUCUGCUGGAGGAAAUGCUCAAGCAGGUGCACAGGCUCAAGUAGGGUCCAAAGGUUCACAAGGAGGAAAAGGUGGUGCAGGAGCAGUAGCCGCAUCAGGAGCUCAAUCUGGUGCUGGAGUCGGUGUCAAAGGAGGCUCGGCUGCUGGUGCCGCCAGUGGAUCAGCAAGCUUUGGGCUCACUAUGUAAUAGUUGUCCUAUCAUUAAAACAUCAUCUUAAUCUGAUAAAGAUUGAAAUAUCUCGAA